AUGGCCGGCGGCCGCGCGUUCCGGCCGUCCGCGCCGCGCCGCGCGGCGUUCGCGGCUCUGCUCACGCUCCUCCUCCUCGCGGCACUCUCCUUCCUCCUCUCUUCCACGCCCGCCUCGUCGGCGCGUUCCUCGUCCCCGCCGUCCGCGCGCCUCGCCGCCGUCCGCCGCCACGCUGCCGACCACGCGGCUGUCCUUGCCGCGUACGCCGCGCACGCACGGAAGCUCAAGGAGGCCUCCGCAGCGCAGUCGCUCUCGUUCUCGACCCUCUCCUCCGACCUCUCCGCGCUGUCCGCCCGCCUCGCCUCCCACCUCUCCUCCUCGCUCCCCGAGGACGCGCUCAGGCCCCUCGAGAAGGAGGCCCGCGAGCGCAUCAAGUUCGCGCGCGCCCUCGCCGCUGACGCCAAGGAGGGGUUCGACACUCAGUCCAAGAUCCAGAAGCUCUCCGACACCGUCUUCGCCGUCGGCGAGCAGCUCUCGCGCGCGCGCCGCGCGGGGCGCAUGUCCUCCCGCAUCGCUGCGGACUCCACCCCCAAGUCGCUCCACUGCCUCGCCAUGCGCCUCCUCGAGGCCCGCCUCGCCAACCCCUCCGCAUUCGCCGACGACCCCGACCCGUCCCCCGAGUUCGAUGACCCCGCGUUGUACCAUUACGCCAUCUUCUCCGACAAUGUGCUCGCCGUCUCCGUCGUGGUGGCCUCUGCUGCGCGCGCCGCGGCCGACCCCUCGCGCCACGUCUUCCACGUGGUCACCGCGCCCAUGUACUUGCCUGCAUUCCGGGUCUGGUUCGCGCGGCGCCCGCCACCGCUUGGCGUGCACGUCCAGCUCCUUGCUUACUCCGACUUUCCAUUCCUUAAUGCCACCAACUCGCCGGUGGUCAGGCAGAUCGACGCCGGCAACAGAGACGUCGAGUUGCUGGAUUACCUGAGGUUCUACCUUCCAGAUAUGUUCCCGUCGCUGCGGAGGGUGGUCCUUUUGGAGGACGAUGUGGUGGUGCAGAAGGAUUUGGCAGCGCUUUGGCAGGUCGACUUGGACGGGAAGGUGAAUGGUGCAGUGGAGACGUGCUUCGGGGGGUUUAGGAGGUACAGGAAGUAUCUCAACUUCACACAGCCCAUUGUGCGGGAUCGAUUCAAUCCCAGUGCCUGUGCAUGGGCAUAUGGGGUAAAUGUGUUCGAUCUUGAGACAUGGCGGCGGGAUGGUUGCACAGAAUUGUUCCAUCAGUAUAUGGAAAUGAAUGAGGAUGGCGAGCUGUGGGAUCCUACAUCCAUUCUAACAGCUGGGCUGAUGUCCUUUUAUGGCAAUACCAAGCCACUGGAUAAGUCAUGGCAUGUAAUGGGUCUUGGCUAUAAUCCAAGCAUCAGCCCUGAGGCAAUCCGUAGUGCUGCAGUGAUACACUUCGAUGGGAACAUGAAGCCCUGGCUUGAUGUUGCUUUGAACCAAUACAAGGCCCUGUGGACAAAGUAUGUGGACACUGAAGUGGAGUUCCUAACACUGUGUAACUUUGGUCUUUGA
Miscanthus lutarioriparius is the source of this 1506-nucleotide messenger RNA. Lineage: Eukaryota; Viridiplantae; Streptophyta; Magnoliopsida; Poales; Poaceae. The record is from the annotation of a GenBank genome assembly.